This is a messenger RNA of Cornus florida, 1113 nucleotides long. RefSeq lists its product as uncharacterized. Gene Ontology annotation, biological process: vacuolar proton-transporting V-type ATPase complex assembly. Bases 414 to 734 code for a protein of 106 amino acids. Gene Ontology annotation, cellular component: endoplasmic reticulum membrane. The transcript has 4 exons. The record is from RefSeq and is a predicted model, not a curated record. Lineage: Eukaryota; Viridiplantae; Streptophyta; Magnoliopsida; Cornales; Cornaceae.
UUUUUAUGUUUUUCGAAUCAACAAGAAAAAAAUAAAUGAAAAAACGAAUUGUGUUCUAGGGCUCCUGUCCCUCCCCGAAGGCUCGAAGUGGAAGGAUAAGAUUUGGGUUUGUGUUUGGGAGAUUAGCUUCAGUUUCAUCAGGAGCAGCGCCGAAAAGAUUACAAGCCCAAAUUGCCAAGCCCCAGUAGCUCAAAGCCCAUGAUAAAUAUAUGAUCCUAAUCUCAACAUGAUCCACCAAUCAUUCACUCCAAAGCAAACCCUAGCCGCACCCAGAGCACUCAACUUCUCUGUGUCUUCGGCAGCAAGCCGGAUAAUAAUCGUCGGCGAUCAUGGCGGCAUGAUAGAUAAUACUCUUCAGGCCACAAGAAGAUCAGUAAUAUUCCAUCAAUGCCUAAACCAGAUUUGAGGUAACAAUGGCAGGGGUGAUAGAAAAGUUCUUCAUUGCUUCGAUGUUUAUGUGGAUAGUUCCAGUUGCAAUCUUAUAUGGUUUUAACCACAACUUGUUCCCUGGUGUGACAGAUUUGUCCUCCUAUUCAACGACACUCCUGAGUGGAUUCCUUGCUGUCAUAUCAGUUAACAUAGUUAUUGCAUUCUACAUAUGUAUGGCAAUGAAGGAACCUACAGAUAAACAUGAACCUGAUCCGUCAUUUCUUGCUGAAGCCAAAGCUAGCAUAAGACACCCUUUACCAAAUGAAGCUGAAGAUCCUUCUGAGAGACGUGAGAAAGAGGAGUAGGAUAUUAGGGUGUGAGUUGAGCUUACGCGUCCUUGCUAAUGCUACAAAAAAUACCAAAUUGAAAUACGGGCAAAGCGCACUGCAAUAUAUUGAUGUCAUUUGCACAUUUCUUGGAAUUCUUGGAGUUGCAAGCUUCCCCUGUUUCUGUAAAUCCUUUUGAGGUUAAAGAAAUAGAUGAUUUUACCGUUAGCAAGGUAAAUUCCCGCGUUGCUGUUUUUCAUGUUGUUACAAGUUUUGUUGGAUUUGUGCAAAAGCUUAAGAAGUAAAAUGCAGUGUUAGGUUCACCACAUUCUACAAUUGAUAAGGUUGUUGGCUGUUGGAAUGAAUAUUAUUGCAUCCGAACCUUUUUGGCUUCUUAAAAUUUUGUUUCAAUUUUGUA